AUUAUCAUGUAACUGACAGCGGCGAACCCUGACAGGACUUUCUCAGCGUUGUUAGUGAAUACCCGCUGCUACGCUGACGGGCGGACGGGAAGAAGCAGCAGAAGGGAUCAGCGGCGGCAGAGGACUGACAGCCCGGAGCUAGUCCUGUAGAUUUAGUUCUCUUGAGUGUGUCAGCGGUUUGUAGCAAAAUCAAGAAGGGACGGGAAGGGGAAAGUAAGGAAAAAUGGCGGCCGCGGCCUCGCCGGGCUCCGGUUCGUCCACCCCCUCUGACUGGAUUGUACUCCGAGACGGUUGCCUGCGUUGCGACGAGGAGGGCCUGCGAAGCCUUUCAUACCACCCGGCCCUCAACGCUAUCCUAGCAGUCACCAGCAAAGGGGCUAUUAAAGUCAUUGACGGCACUUCGGGAGCGAUUCUCCAGGCCUCUGCGCAGCACGUUAAACCCGGCGGUCGUGUCAGAUGUCAGUACGUUCCUGCUGUGGAUAAGGUGCUUUUUCUUGACGACUAUGCAGUGGGAUGCAGGAAGGACCUAAACGGCAUCCUGCUGUUGGACACAGCCCUGCAACCUCCAGUGACCAAACCCGAGGAUCUGAUUCAGAUGGAGCUUCCAGUCACGGAGGCCCAACAUCUGCUGUCAGCCUGCCAGGAAAAGAUUGACAUUUCGACCACAAAGGGCUAUGAACUCUUUAUCGUACAGCUAAAAGAAGGCUUGAAGAAUACCUCACAUGAGACAGCAGCCAAUCACAAAGUGGCCAAGUGGGCGACAGUAACCUUCCAGCUUCCUCACCAUGUGCUGAAGCUGGUUGCCAGUGCCAUUGUCAGUGAGCUCAAGAAGAUUAACCAGAACAUUGCUGCCUUGUCUGUGGCCUCAUCCAUUAUGGACAGACUUUCCUACCUCUUGUCAAGCGCCCGACCUGAGCUUGGAGUGGGUCCUGGGCGCUCUGUAGAUAGAUCUUUAAUGUACAGCGAGGCAAACAGGAGGGAGACGUUUACAUCAUGGCCACAUGCUGGGUAUAGGUGGGCUCAACCUGAUCCAAUGGCUCAGGCAGGAUUUUACCACCAGCCUGCUUCAUCAGGGGAUGACAGAGCCAUGUGUUUCACCUGUAGUGUAUGUCUGGUGUGCUGGGAACCAACGGAUGAUCCUGACCACUCUUUAUUUAUUAAUAAUCUCCCAAGUGAUGACCAGUUGGAGGAUUCAGACAGCGAUGAGCAUUCCCGGUCCGAGUCAGUCACAGGCCAACCGUCCCAGUGGGAGAGCAUGGAUCUGAGCCUAGGCGUGACAGCGCUCAGUGUGCUCCAGCAGCCAGAGAAGCUCCAGUGGGAGGUGGUGGCCAGUGUGUUGGAGGACACAGUCAAAGACCUGGAGGAGCUUGGUGCCAAUCCUUCACUGAAUCAAGCCAAGACCCACAACCAGGCCAAAGCAAAGGAAAAGCUCCCCGAGCAGCACAACAUUCCUUUCCCCUGCUUGCUGGCUGGAGGCCUGCUCAGUUACCGCACAGCAUUUAGCAACUCCACAGCUGGAGCUCACCCCACAGUCCCACCUUCAACUCGCAGAUUGUCUGAUGGUCCUUGUAGAACUCAGGGCCCGGAGCCCUUCCAAGCGGGACCUAUCCAGGACCAAGGUCCCAUGGAAAUAGAUACGUGUAAUUCCCAGACUGCUGCCCAAGAACAGUGCUUUUCUAACUUGGGAGGUUCUCAGCCUCCAAGUCCCUCCUCUGCGCCAUCUGUGCACAGGACUAUACCCGUGCUGUUAUUAUACAGUAUCAGAGAGACAGAUGACAAGACCUCAGGGCAGGUGUUUGCUCAGAUGAACAACCUAAUGAGCAAGGGUCUCCACGACGAGACCUUCACUGUGCCGCAAAUUAUCGAGAUGGAGUUUGACUCACACGAGCAGCUCCUUCUCCAGGAUCCUCCCAUCACGUAUAUCCAACAGUUUGCUGACUCUGCAAACAAUCUGGCUGGCUUUGAUGGUCAGAUGGACAAAUGGAACACAUUAGCUGCUGCUACUGCAUCUGUCCCGCCUCGACCUGGAACGCUAGUACAGUGUUUGAGGUUACCCAAACAGCUCGAAGAGGAGAAUCUUUGUGUGGACUCAAUUACACCAUGCUGGGAUGGUGUGCACCUUUUAGUUGGGCUGCAACCAUGCAACGCAGAAUCUCUGAGUGCGGCGAACCAGGUGGAAGCCCUGAACAAUCUGAAUCGCCUGCACUCUGCUCUGUGCAACCAGCAAAAGAGGGACACCCUUCAUCCAGUUGCUAAUGGAGUGGAAGCUAACCACCAAGAGGGCACACUUUCCCAAGCACCCUUCAUCCUGCCUUCAGGGGACCACCAGCAGACGUGCCCAAGCGGCGGCGGCUAUCUUGCACUCUAUAAGCUCAACUACUCUACCCGUAUUGUAACCUUGGAUGAGGAACCUGUUAAGGUGCAGCAGAUAUGUCAGCCUUGCGAUGCAAUUACUUCCCUCAUACUGCUUCCUCCAGAUGUGCUUGAUAGCAGGGAAGAUGACAGUGAGGAAACUCCAGAGGAGCCUCCUUCUGGUUCAAAAAAUGGCACUCCACGGUUUGGAAUGCCCUUGGCAGGGUCUGCUGCACCUUUAACUCGGACUGCCUGUGGGACAACCACAAGCAGCAGCAGUGCUACCGCUACCAGUCCCUCUGCCAAUCAUAAAGAGUCCAAGAAACAAGAAGUGGCAGGCCUGGGCCAUUUAGUGGUGACUACACAGGGUGGGAAUAUUAUGAUCCUGGACCUGUCGACAUUGGAGGUUCUAACCAAGGUGGAACCCCCUAAGAAAGAGGGAGCAGUGGAAGAAAUAGACCCAUUUGUGUCUGUAACUUAUUGCUCUGGGACUGACCGCCUUUGUGCAUGCACUAAAGGUGGAGAGCUUCAUUUCCUUCAAAUUGGAGGAGUUUGUGAUGAUAUAGAUGAUGGAGACAUGUUUAUUGAUGGCCCCAUUUCUAAAGGGGCAGAACUGUUGCUGGAGUGGGCCAGGCCUUCCUCUAACCCUUCUAGUCCUGGGAUCUCAGGUGUAGAGCUCCUGGUGGACCAACCGCUGACGACAGAGAGCCUAAUGUCUCUGGUGGAGCUGACGCGCUUUGAGACAUUGACUCCCCGCUUCUCAGCCACUGUGCCACCAUGCUGGGUCGAAGUACAGCAAGAACAGCAGCAACGGCGCCAUCCACAGCAUCUCCACCAGCAGCACCAUGGGGAUGCAGCUCAGCACACCCGCACCUGGAAGCUUCAGAGUGAUAGUUCCAGCUGGGAUGAGCAUGUCUUCGAACUGGUGCUGCCGAAGGCCUGCAUGGUCGGCCAUGUGGACUUCAAGUUUGUCCUGAAUGCCAACAUUGUCAACAUUCCUCAGAUACAGAUAACUUUAUUGAAGAAUAAAGCACCCGGCCUAGGAAAGGUCAAUGAGACAGCCGUUGAUAGACAGAUCACAUUCCCACUUUCCAAUGUCCUCCAUGCCAAUGGGGAGAAGAAUGGUCGACCUUCAAUGCAUGACUUCACUGAGGACAUCCAGCUCAUGGACAUCGAGGACACAUCGGGCUCCAUGUUAUGUCCAUUCUUAGAAGAGCACAAAGAGGAUAUCUUGUGUGGACCAGUGUGGCUUGCCAGUGGGUUGGAUCUCUCAGGUCAUGCUGGCAUGCUCAGUCUCACCAGCCCAAAGUUGGUCAAAGGCAUGGCUGGUGGGAAAUACCGCUCCUUCCUGGUUCAUAUCAAAGCAGCGAGUGACAAAAACAUGGAGGACAGCCCCCGACCUGUUGUGAGAAUGCCCAGUGCCAAACCCCAGUGCUCCAAAUCGCACUCUUUGUCCACCCUGCUUCAGAGGGCUCAGGCCUCCAAGGACAAGGUGUCUGGAGUUAAACCAGAUUGUCAAGCAUCUUCUAAGAAAGUAGAAAACAUGAGAGGCUGCGACCUGUUGCAGGAAGUAUCUGUGACAAUCCGAAGGUUCAAAAAGGCAUCUAUUCCCAAAGAAAGGGUCCAGCGUUGUGCAAUGCUGCAGUUUCCAGACUUCCAUGAGAAGCUGCUGGAUGCACUGUGCCAGCGGACACAGGGUAGCCUAUCCACAGAACAUGCCCAAGGCCUCAUCCUGGACAUCUUAUGCUGGCUGGCUGGUGUUUUUUCCAAUGGACCGUGCAGCUUACGAGAAGGAAAGGAGGGGCUGCUGGCCAAAACCAGAUUGAGGCUAAUGGAUAUUGUUGCAGUUUGUUUCUUUGAGGCCGGCCGGAGCAUAGCUCACAAGUGCGCACGCUUUCUUGCCCUUUGCAUCAGCAACGGAAAAGGCGAUCCUGGUCAACAAGGUUUUGUCGCGAGUCUUCUGAAGGCUCUCCUGGACAAUAUGCCCUACUUGCCUGCUGCAGCAACAGGCGGCUCAGUGUUCUGGUACUUUGUGCUGCUGAACUAUGUCAAGGAAGAGGACCUGGCAGGUUGUAGCACCGCCUGUGCUUCCCUACUCACGACCAUCUCAAGACAGCUGCAAGACCGACUCACCCCAAUGGAGGCACUACUGCAGACCAGAUAUGGAUUAUACAGCUCUCCUUUUGAUCCAGUGCUCUUUGACCUGGAGGUCAGUGGGUCCUCCUGUAAGACUGCCUUCAAUAGCAGCAUUGGGGUCCAGUCAGAUGAGAUUGACCUCUCUGACAUUCUCUCAGGGAAUGGAAAAGUAAGUAGUUGUGCUGCAGCAGAGGGAAGCUUCACAGCACUGACGGGGCUCCUAGAGGUAGAGCCUUUGCACUUCUCUUGCAUUGCCACUAGUGACGGUACUCGAGUGGAGCGCGAUGAUGCCAGCAUGUUCACUGUAAGUACAUUUGGCGUUACUCCUGCGGUUGGCGGUCUGUCGACAGGAACGGUUGGCGAAGCUUCUAAAGCUCUUAGUUCUGCAGCACAAGUGGCCCUGCAAUCUCUGUCUCAUGCCAUGGUGUCAGCCGAGCAACAGUUACAGGUUCUACAGGAGAAGCAACAGCAGCUGCUCAAACUGCAGCAGCAGAAGGCCAAGCUUGAAGCCAAACUGCAUCAGACCACAUCUGCAGCUGCCGCAGCCGCCUCUGGUGUGGGGCCCAUCCACAAUUCAGUGCCUUCCAACGCCUCCUGUGCUCCGGGUUUCUUCAUUCAUCCCUCUGAUGUCAUCCCCCCAACACCUAAGACCACACCCCUCUUCAUGACACCUCCUCUCACACCUCCGAAUGAGGCUGUGUCUGCAGCCUUCAGCGCAGAGCUGGCUCACCUCUUCCCUGGCUCUAUGAUGGACCCUGGACCAGUUAAUCUCGCAGCACACAAGAAUUCCCAAAAAGUCAAGCCGACUCCCAUGGGCAGUGGUUUGGCUUUAGCUAUUUCUCAGGCAUCUCAUUUUCUGCAGCCUCCUCCACACCAGUCUAUCAUCAUAGAGCGGAUGCACUCUGGAGCUCGUCGCUUUGUGACGCUGGACUUUGGUCGACCCGUCCUGCUGACUGACGCCCUCAUCCCGACCUGUAGCGACCUGGCCUCUCUGUCCAUAGACAUUUGGACCCUAGGUGAGGAGGUGGAUGGCCGCAGGCUGGUGGUGGCCACCGACAUCAGCACUCACUCCCUCAUUCUACAUGACUUGCUGCCUCCGCCCGUUUGCAGGUUUAUGAAGAUAACCGUGAUUGGCCGCUAUGGCAGUACCAAUGCUCGUGCAAAGAUUCCUUUGGGCUUUUACUAUGGUCAUACUUAUAUUCUACCCUGGGAGAGUGAGCUUAAACUGAUGCACGAUCCUCUGCGGGGAGAAACUGAACCUGCCAGUCAGCCAGAUGUGGAUCAGCACCUGACCAUGAUGAUGGCAUUACAGGAAGAUAUCCAGUGCAGGUACAAUCUUGCGUGCCAUCGGUUGGAAACCCUUCUACAGAAUAUCGACCUGCCACCCCUCAACAGCGCCAACAAUGCCCAAUACUUCUUACGUAAACCAGACAAGGUGGUAGAGGAGGACCAACGUGUUUUUUCAGCCUACCAAGAUUGCAUCCAGCUUCAGUUGCAGCUCAACCUGGCUCACCAUGCUGUCCAGAGGUUACGAGUGUCACUUGGUGCCAGUCGAAAGUCCCUCCCCACAGCCAGGCCGAAUGAGGCUCAAGAUCUGGUCCACAACUCCUCUACAGAGCAGCUGAGAAAUAUCAUCCAUUACCUUCUGGACACCUUGCUUAGCCUGCUGCAUUCUAACAAUGGACACUCGGUGCCAUCAGUGCUCCAGAGUACCUUCCACGCACAGGCCUGCGAGGAGCUCUUCAAACACCUUUGCCUCAGUGGGACACCGAAAAUCCGUCUUCAUGCUGGCCUGCUUUUGGUACAGCUGUGUGGAGGUGAACGCUGGUGGGGACAGUUCCUUUCUAACGUCUUGCAGGAGCUGUACAACUCCGAACAGCUGCUCAUUUUCCCCCAGGACAGAGUGUUUAUGCUCCUCUCCUGCCUUGGCCAAAGAUCCCUGAGCAACAGUGGCGUUUUAGAGGGUCUACUGAACCUCCUGGACAGCCUGCUGUCUCCUCUGCAGCAACCACAAGCUGCUCUACAGCAUAGGACUGAAGGUGUUUUGGAUAUCCCGAUGAUCAGCUGGGUGGUGAUGCUUGUUUCCAGACUAUUGGACUAUGUCACAAGUAUAGAAGAUGAAGCUUCAGGUGGGAAGAAACACCUUGGAGGGAAAGAGAGGGAGAGAACGUUUACAGGUAUUCAGUGGAGCUUUAUCAACAACAGCCUUCAGUCUCAGAACACCAGCCGAUCAGCUAAAGGCAGCAGUAGCCUCGACAGACUUUACUCCCGCAAGAUUCGGAAGCAACUUGUCCAUCACAAGCAGCAGUUAAAUCUAUUGAAAGCAAAACAAAAAGCUUUAGUCGAGCAAAUUGAGAAGGAGAAAAUCCAAAGCAACAAGGGCUCCUCCUACAAACUCUUAGUGGAGCAGGCCAAGCUCAAGCAAGCCACAUCCAAGCACUUUAAAGACUUAAUCCGUCUUCGGCGGACAGCUGAAUGGCCGCGCUCCACGUUAGACACAGAGUCUGCAACAGCCAAAGAAGCACCAGAAGUUGAGCCCCUGCCCUUUACAUUGUCGCAUGAGCGCUGCAUCUCAGUGGUGCAGAAGCUAGCCCUUUUCCUCCUCUCUAUGGACUUCACCUGUCAUGCUGACCUGCUACUUUUUGUCUGCAAGGUCCUGGCUAGGAUAGCAAAUGCCACCAGACCGACAAUUCACCUCUCUGAGGUGGUGUCUGAGAACCAGUUAGAGCGCCUACUCCUUCUGCUCGUGGGGACGGACUUCAAUCGAGGGGAUAUCUCCUGGGGAGGUGCCUGGGCUCAGUAUUCCCUCACCUGUAUGUUACAAGACAUCCUGGCAGGUGAACUGCUGUCUCCUGGUUCUAUGGAUGUCAUGGAUGAAGUGACUGUUGUUGAGGAGGCCGGGGCUUCGUCCUCAUCAGUUGGGGUUGAUCAAGAUGACCCCUUGCCUCAGCCUACGCCGAUCCCCUUGGUAGAGAGCAUUGAUGAGACCCUCGUGCCUGAUAUCAUUGCAGGUGCUCCACCUGUGUCGUCUUUGGAAAAAGAAAAAGACAUGGACUUUGACUUGUUACAAGACCUGAUGGAUGUUGAUAUUGAUCCUUUAGAUAUUGACUUGGAAAAAGAUCCGCUUGCUGCAAAAGUGUUUAAGCCAAUAAGCAGCACGUGGUAUGACUACUGGGGUUCUGAUUAUGGCACGUAUGGUUACACGCCAUACAUUGGAGGGGUUGGCAUUCCAGUGUCCAAACCACCAGUUGCUGUUGAGAAGCCGGGGUCACAAGGGCUCUCGGUCUCAGUUUCACAAGCACUGGAUGCUCGAUUAGAGGUGGGCUUGGAGCAGCAGGCUGAACUGAUGCUAAAAAUGAUGGCAACUUUACAGGCCGACUCGAUUCUUCAGGCUCUAACAUCAAGCUCCUCCACAGUUUGCCAGACUACCAACGGCACAGAUGACUCUCUGUUGAGGGCUCUCCAUGGAGGAGGCUCUCCUCCUGGCAGCACCCUGCUAGUCCAACCAUCUUCAAUUCCGAUGCUGAGUGCUUGCUUCAACAAGCUUUUCUCCAUGCUGCAAGUCCACCAUGUACAGUUGGAGUCAUUGCUGCAGUUGUGGAUAACACUGAGUCUCAACACAAGCGGUAAUGAAGAGAACGGAUCAGAUAUCUUCUUAUUUAACUCUAGUCGAGUACCCACCAUUCCACUGAAUCAAGCAUCAAUUAGCAGUUUUCUCACUGUGCUGGCAUGGUACCCCAACGCCUCCCUGAGAACUUGGUGUCUGGUGCUGCAUUCACUUACCCUGAUGACUAACAUGCCUUACCACGGCUCCGGUAAUGGGAUGAACACUCAAGAAAGCACAGCACAUCAGAUGGUGUCCGAUCCAACGCUGGUUCAUGUCCUGGUGCGUUUCCUUUCUGGCAGCAACACCAAUGGGACUAAUCAGCAUAGCUCUCAAGUUGGACCCACUGCCACUCAAGCUAUGCAUGAGUUUUUGAGUCGCUUGCAGGUGCAUCUUUCUUCCACUUGUCCACAAAUGUUCAGCGAGUUCCUACUCAAACUCUUGCACAUCUUGUCAACUGAAAGGGGUCCGUUCCAGUCAGGUCAGGGUCCACUUGAUGCACAGGUGAAGCUGUUGGAGUUUACUUUAGAGCAAAACUUUGAAGUGGUGUCUGUGGUCACCAUCUCCUCUGUCAUCGAGUCAAUCACAUUCCUUGUUCACCAUUACAUCACCUGCUCGGACAAAGUUGUCUCACGCAGUGGCUCUGACAGUUCUGUGGGUGCUCGUGCUUGUUUCGGUGGCCUUUUUGCCAACAUCAUUCGACCAGGAGAUGCAAAGGCUGUCUGUGGUGAAACUACCCGUGACCAGCUGAUGUUUGAUCUCCUUAAACUGGUUAAUGUGCUGGUGCAACUGCCUCUCUCCGGAGACAGAGAGUUCAGUGGUCGGCUGCCAAUGUCCGGCAGUGGGGCUUCUGAUAGCAGUGUGUCAGAUGAAGAGAAGGUUUGCGGAAGCAAAGAAAGUGUGGCUGGCGGAUCGACAUCCAGUCAGGGUCCGUCUGCUGGUGUGGCUGAUCUGGUACUGGCUAAUCAGCAGAUAAUGAGUCAGAUCUUGUCUGCGCUGGGCCAGUGCAACAGCAGUGCCAUGGCCAUGAUCAUCGGAGCCAGUGGUCUUCAUCUAACCAAACAUGAAAACUUCCACGGGGGUCUGGAUGCAAUUUCAGUAGGUGAUGGCCUCUUCACCAUCCUCACCACGCUCAGCAAGAGGGCCACUUCUGUUCAGGUCAUGUUGCAGCCCAUCCUCACAUACAUGGCCUGUGGAUACAUGGGUCGACAGGGGUCUCUUUCCACUUGUCAGCUGUCUGAACCUCUUUUGUGGUUCAUUCUGCGAGUGCUGGAUACCAGUGAGGCUCUCAAAGCUUUCCAUGAUAUGGGUGGUGUCCAGUUAAUUUGUAACAACAUGGUGACCAGCACCAGAGCCAUAGUGAACACUGCACGCAGCAUGGUGUCUACCAUUAUGAAGUUUUUAGACUCGGGUCCAGGAAAGACUUCAGAUGGCAACCUCAAAUCCCGAGUGAUGACGUCAGAGCCAGAUAAUGCAGAAGGACUCCACAACUUUGCCCCAUUAGGUACAAUUACUUCCAGUAGCCCAACAGCGCAGCCAGCAGAAGUCCUCCUUCAAGCUACGCCACCUCACCGUCGGGCUCGUUCUGCAGCCUGGUCCUACAUCUUCCUUCCAGAAGAGGCUUGGUGUGACCUCACCAUUCAUCUCCCUGCUGCUGUGUUGCUAAAGGAGCUCCACAUUCAGCCACAUCUGGCUUCUUUAGCUACCUGCCCCUCCUCUGUCUCCGUGGAGAUCAGUGCUGAUGGUGUAAACAUGCUGCCACUCUCCACGCCAGUUAUCACCAGUGGCCUGACCUACAUCAAGAUCCAACUGGUGAAGGCUGAAGUUGCCUCAGCUGUGUGUCUAAGGUUGCACCGGCCUCGUGAUGCCAGUACACUUGGCCUGUCUCAGAUCAAACUCUUGGGCCUGACAGCCUUUGGUAACACCUCAUCUGCUACAGUCAACAACCCCUUCUUACCCUCUGAGGACCAGGUCUCGAAAACCAGUAUUGGUUGGCUGCGUCUUCUUCACCACUGCCUGACCCAUGUCAGUGAUCUGGAGGCCAUGAUGGCCAGUGCAGCAGCACCUACUGCUAACCUUCUGCAGACUUGCGCUGCACUGCUCAUGUCACCUUACUGUGGUAUGCACUCACCGAACAUUGAAGCGGUUUUAGUGAAGAUUGGGCUGCAGUCGACACGCAUUGGUCUUAAACUCAUCGACAUUCUGUUGAGAAACUGUGCUGCCUCCGGCACUGACCCGGCCAAUUUGAACAGCCCUCUGUUGUUUGGUCGACUAAAUGGCCUUUCCUCAGACUCAACUAUAGACAUUCUGUACCAGUUGGGUACCACACAGGACUCAGGAACCAAGGACAGAAUCCAGGCUCUUCUCCAGUGGGUUCAUGACUCCUCAAGGGUUGCAGCACUAAAAAUUCCCAUUGGUUACUCCAGUACCAUUAGUGGUUCCUCUUCAUUGAGGGAGUAUGGGCUUCUCAUGCCCUCACCGUCCCACCUCCAUUGUGUAGCAGCCAUCUUGUGGCACAGCUACGAGCUGCCUGUUGAUUACGACCUCCCAACAUUGCUCAACCAAGAGCUAUUUGAACUCCUGUACAAUUGGUCCAUGUCUUUACCUUGCGACAUUGUGCUCAAGAAGGCAGUGGACAGUCUCCUGUGUUCUAUGUGCCACAUUCAUCCAAGCUACUUCUCAUUGCUCAUGUCCUGGAUGGGUAUUGUAACAAUGCCCAACACUACUCAUUCCCAAGCUCAGCAGCACCGACUUGCCAUGACUGACGAUGGCAAAAAGCAGCACAAUGCUAACACCGCCACCACCACGGGACUUACAGAUGACUCCAAGCAUGCAAGACCUCCAGUUACUUUAUCAGAGUCCCAGCUAACCACAUUGGCAGCUGCCUCGCAGUCUCCAGGAGCAAUAGAGCAACUGCUAGAUUCAGGAUUGCCCUCAUUACUUGUGCGCAGCCUUGCCCAGUUCUGUGUCUGUUUACUCGCCAAUGCUGACCUGCCCUUGCCCGCUGCUCUGGCUGACAGGCGACAUUACCAGUACCAGCCGUGCUCCACAUCCACACAUCGUCCACCGCUUGCCGCAGAGCUAGCUGCUCCAGUUCUGCGCUUCCUCACCGAAGUAGGCAACAGCCACCCCAUGAAGGACUGGUUAGGCGGACCAGAGGUCAACCCUCUGUGGACAGCAUUGCUGUUCCUGCUGUGCCACUCCAGUGCAAGUGCCAACACCAGUUGUCAGCCUGUGGGCAAGGCCUCAUCUGGAGGCAGUCUGUCUCCAUCACAGCCAUACCUCUUAGGCUCACGUUUCUCCCUGGCAUCUUCUGGCCAAUCAGGAGGGCUCACCACACAGCAGAGAACAGCUUUGGAGAAUGCCACAGUGGCUUUCUUUCUACAGUGCAUCUCAUGUCACCCUAACAACCAGCGGCUCAUGGCGCAGGUUCUCUGUGAGCUGUUCCAAUCAGCACCCCAGCGAGGCAAUGUGCCUCUCUCUGGAAGCAUAUCUGGUUUCAUACGAAGGCUUUUCCUGCAACUCAUGUUGGAGGAUGAGAAAGUCACAGUUUUCCUACAGUCUCCCUGCCCGUUGUACAAAGGACGCAUCAAUGCUACAAGCCACAUGAUCCAACAUCCGAUGUAUGGAGCAGGGCACAAGUACCGCACCCUCCAUUUGCCAAUCUCCACGACUCUUGCUGAAGUCUUGGACCGGGUGUCUGACACACCCAGCAUUACAGCCAAGCUGAUCAGUGAGCAGAAAGAGGACAAGGAGAAGAAGAAUCAUGAGGAAAAGGAGAAGAUGAAAGCUGACAGUGGCUUCCAGGACAACUACAGUGUGGUUGUUGCCUCAGGUUUGAAGUCCCAGUCCAAGCGAGCUUUAUCAACUCCUCCUAGACCCCCAUCGCGACGGGGUCGGGUGAUGAGUGACAAGUUGACGCCCUCAUCAGGUGUGGACCCUUCUGCCAAAAGCAUCAGCGUGCCUGUCUUCCACCUCUACCACAAACUGCUUCCAGGUCAGCCCCUCGCACCAGAGAUGACUCUGGCCCAACUACUGACACUACUGUAUGACCGCAAGAUGCCACAGGGCUACCAGUCCAUUAACCUCACCGUUAGACUGGGGUCCAAAGUCAUUUCUGACCCUGGUCUGUCUAAGACGGACUCCUUCAAACGGUUGCGCACCGAGAAAGUGGAUCACACUGACAUGCUGAACAACUGCCCUGAAGAUGAACCUAUGACUCCCGGCGAAGAAUGUCUUGACACCACAACUGAUGAGUCCUUACUCGAAACGCACCCCAUCCAGUCGCCGUUGCAAGUCUUUGCUGGAAUGGGUGGCCUGGCGCUCAUUGCUGAGAGGCUACCCAUGCUAUAUCCUGAUGUCAUUCAGCAGGUCAGUGCACCAGUUGUGCCCUCUGCAACCCAGGAGAAACCAAAAGACACUGAUCAGUUUGAGUGGGUCACCAUUGAGCAAUCCGGAGAGCUGUUCUACGAGUCACCGGAGUCCAUUGCUACCGAACCACCCCCCAUCAACAAGCAGCAGUCCCAGUCGGCGUCUUCAUCUUCGUCCUCAGUGCAAACAAUGUCACCCAUCCCUGCCCAUUCCCUGGCAGCAUUUGGCCUGUUCCUGCGGCUGCCAGGCUACGCAGAAGUGCUGCUGAAGGAGAGAAAACAUGCCCAGUGCCUGCUGCGCCUGGUGCUUGGUGUCACAGAUGAUGGAGAGGGCAGUCACAUCCUGCAAUCUCCGUCAGCAAACGUGUUGCCCACAUUGCCCUUUCAUGUCCUGCGAGCAUUGUUCAGAAGCACUCCUCUCACUACUGAUGAUGGUGUGCUGCUCCGUCGCAUGGCUUUGGAGAUCGGUGCCAUUCACCUUAUUUUGGCCUGUCUAUCAGCUCUCAGCCACCAUGCCCCCCGGAACCCUAACGCAAGCAACAAUGUCUCUGAGCCACAGCUGUCAAAUUGUCAUGGUGGAGGAACCACUGAGGAGCAGCAGCUUUACUGGGCCAAAGGAACCGGUUUUGGCACUGGAUCCACAGCCUCAGGGUGGGAUGUUGAGCAGGCUCUCACAAAGCAACGUCUCGAGGAGGAGCAUGUUACUUGUCUUCUCCAGGUCUUGGCAAGCUACAUUAAUGCCGCAGGUUCCAGCAGCUUCCACAGCACUGAUACAUCUUCAGCAGAGAGCAGAACCCACAACAGCUCAGCACUCCCAGUAGUGCUGCAGGAGCUGCUUAGUCAGUCCUGUCUCAUCCCCGCUAUGUCCUCCUACCUACGGAAUGAUUCCGUUCUGGAUAUGGCACGUCAUGUGCCCCUGUAUCGGGCAUUACUGGAGCUGCUUCGGGCCAUCUCAACCUGCACAUCCCUCGUCCCUCUGCUGCUUCCUUUGUCUGGUGACCGAGGGCAGGAUGAAGAAGAGGAGGAUGAAGAACAAUCGGAGGGACAAACUUCUGUUGGGAUGCUGCUGGCCAAAAUGAAGACAUGCGUCGACACGUACACGAAUCGCCUCAGGUCCAAGAAAGAUAAAAGCAAAGGCGUUGUGAAGCCAGAUAGCUCAGACCCAGAGCCUGAGGGCCUCACUCUUCUUGUGCCCGACAUCCAGAGGACAGCUGAGAUAGUCUAUGCCGCGACGACGAGCCUCCGGCAAGCUAACCAAGAGAGGAAAUUGGUUGAGACUUCAAGAAAGGUAUCAAGCAGACCCAAGCCCCUUUCUAUCCUGCGUUCUCUUGAAGAAAAAUACGUUGCUGCCAUGAAGAAGCUGCAGUUUGACACUUUUGAAAUGGUAUCAGAGGAUGAGGAUGGGAAGCUGAUGUUCAAGGUCAACUACCAUUACAUGUCUCAGGUGAAGAAUGCCAAUGAUACAAACAGUGCAGCCAGAUCCCGUCGUCUUGCCCAAGAGGCUGUCACCCUUUCCACCUCUCUGCCUCUGUCAUCCUCAUCAAGUGUCUUUGUACGCUGUGAUGAGGAGAGACUGGACAUCAUGAAGGUUCUCAUCACUGGCCCAGCAGACACCCCAUAUGCCAAUGGUUGCUUCGAAUUUGAUGUGUAUUUUCCCCAAGAUUAUCCCAAUUCACCUCCUUUGGUGAACCUGGAGACAACCGGUGGACACAGUGUGCGCUUUAACCCCAAUCUCUACAAUGAUGGCAAAGUAUGUUUAAGUAUCCUCAACACAUGGCAUGGGAGACCAGAGGAGAAGUGGAACCCACAAACCUCAAGCUUUCUACAGGUGCUAGUGUCAGUGCAGUCCCUCAUCCUGGUGGCUGAGCCCUACUUCAACGAGCCAGGGUACGAGCGCUCCCGGGGGACUCCGAGCGGCACCCAGAGCUCACGGGAAUACGAUGGCAACAUACGCCAGGCCACCGUAAAAUGGGCCAUGCUGGAACAGAUGCGCAACCCAUCACCAUGCUUCAAAGAGGUGAUCCACAAACAUUUUUACCUGAAGCGAACAGAGAUUAUGUCUCAGUGCGAGGAAUGGAUCGCUGACAUUCAGCAGUACAGCAGUGACAAGAGGGUCGGGCGUACAAUGUCCCAUCAUGCUGCAGCGCUAAAGCGACACACAGCUCAGCUCCGAGAUGAACUACUGAAGUUACACUGCCCUGACGGUCUGGAAGCGGACGGCGACGAGUUCUCGGAGAAGAGCGCCGCCCUCAUUCUCCGAGAGCUGCCCGGUCCCGAUUCGGAGAAGCCCGGCGGCAGUCAGGACGAAGCCAGCGGUGAGGGCCAGCUAUGAGUCUUUGCCUUGCCGGCGCCUCAGAGCGGAUGGUUACUUUGAAGAAAGAGAAAAAAAAAAAAAGACUUGAGGCUUUGGAGCACAAGCCGCCAUUUUGUCCAUAUUUGUAUGUAAAGAUCUCGUAGUAUAAUAGUGGAACGCGUGGGGAUGUGAGGAACCACAACGCCAUGAGAACUCUGAACUAUGCUAUGCCCGUCAUGAAAACAGUCGACAAAGACUUUUAUUUACCUUAAAAAAAAGCGUGUAAACAUUUUGUGCGUUGGAAUUUUUUUUUUUUUUGCCCCCAGUUGUGAAAUAACCACUGAUUGGUAUGUUAUUAAACUUGUUUAUAAAUACAUAAUGGCAGAGAAAAAUUAUAUAAGGGAAACUACCUUUAGAGAUGAAUGUUUACUAAAUUUAAUUUUUUUUUCUUCUCCCAUCUUUUGGACUGUUUGAAUGACAACUGAUGUUCUUGAGGAUAUAGUGGUCGUUCUUAAAGGAUCAUAUUUAAAAGAAUUGCAGCAACGAAGAGGAAUGAAAUAAGGAAAACACUACAGAGGAAAAGGAGUCAAAAGACAAAAGCCCCUUUGGUCACACGUCGCUUCAUUUGAUAUCUCUGGGAUCAUAUCCACUUCAAUAAAAGCUGACAUCCUUAAAUGUUAUCUUCUCCCUCUUCCGAACGCUGGAAAAACAUUAUGGAUCAUGAGACUGCGUAUCACGUCCACGUGUCAUUUGAAGGCUUGUGCAUGUUGUAUGUGUGUCUUCUGUGCGUGUGCAACAAUCCUCGUGAGAUACAAAGCUGUGAUGUGCCUUUGAGUGACUCCAUACCACCAAAUACUCCAGUACACAGUGUACCUUUACUGAGCUUCUUUUGCUGUUCCUACCCAAUGAUGAUUGUGGAUUUUGCGCCAUCUGACAAAUAGAAUUGCUUGGAACAAUUUUAAUUAUUAUUAUUUUUUUUAAUGUUAAAACUCAAGUAAACAAAAAGAUGCACUUUCUAUUUUAAUCACUCCCUAGAACAGCCGCUUAAUCCUUUUGCUAGGACAUUAAAUGAUGCUUGAAAGUAUG
Hippocampus comes (tiger tail seahorse) is the source of this 15841-nucleotide messenger RNA. It is a transcript of the gene birc6, whose product is annotated as baculoviral IAP repeat containing 6. The transcript is spliced from 71 exons. The record is from RefSeq and is a predicted model, not a curated record. Lineage: Eukaryota; Metazoa; Chordata; Actinopteri; Syngnathiformes; Syngnathidae. Gene Ontology annotation, cellular component: nucleus. The coding region runs from base 224 to 14794 and encodes 4856 amino acids. Gene Ontology annotation, biological process: apoptotic process; negative regulation of apoptotic process; regulation of cytokinesis. Gene Ontology annotation, molecular function: cysteine-type endopeptidase inhibitor activity; ubiquitin-protein transferase activity.